AUGGUGCAUUCAUCCCAGCGCAGAGACGCAUCUAGUGCCAAAACACCGGCCAACAAACUGGCCUGCACCAGGCUUCGCAAGAGUGGCAUUCUUCAGCAACAGCUGGAAUUAUUUCAGACAUUUCGGCAACAGAGUCUGGAGAAUAUUAACACGACAAACAGAGAACACUCUACAUUUAAGUUUUCUGUGAACAAUCUCAAUCUUUUUCAGGUACAGCCUAAAACCCGUGAGAUACUAAAUAAAAAUAUAUUUGAAAUGAAAGCUCCACUAUGUAGUUCAGACAAGAUUCUGAUGACUUGCAUACCAAGGGAUGCAUUUCUGGUCUGUUCAACAAUUUUUACCUACAAACCACUGAUGGUGAAUCCUGAAUCACUGUCUUCUAAGGGAAAAGUUCAACAUGAUCGAGAACCCUGCUCAGAUGAGCAUGUGGAAGUAAAUUCCAAUAUUGGAAAUGCUGUCAGUGAUAUAAAUAUUCCACACAGGAUUUCGCUUAAAACUAUAGCAACUGAAAAGGUUGAAAAUUCAGAAAAUUUGUUUGGAAACAACAGAAUACUUGCAAGAAAAAAUGAACAUAAAUGUGGAUAUUUGCUAACUGGCACUGAUUUGGAGACAGAAAUGCUGAAUGCUGCCUAUGAGAAGGCCAUUUUGAGUGAAUCUAAACAUCAUAAUCCAGGUUCUUUUCCUGAAAUGGUGAAAGAUAAGCUACUAAUAGUUGAUAACAAAGAGCAACUAAAAAAAGAAAAACAACAACAGACCACUUUAAAUCAAACAUUACUAAGGCCAGGAAAUCAGAAGUUCAGCAAAAUCAAAGUAGCCUCCCGAUACAAUGGCAAAAUUGAAGCAUUGCAAAAGUCCCUGAAAAAUCCUGAGCAUCUGCAAAAAACAGUACAUGAUCUUCCACAUGAAAAUUUCUCUCUCAAGAACAAAGUGGAAAUUCUUAAUGUUACCAUAGAAUCUUUGAAAGAAAAAAUAUAAUGUAAUACACAAAUCAAGAAUUUAGCUGAAGAAAACAGAAGUGUGCAAAUCCAGUUGGUUAAAUCACAAGAAGAUAACAAGGAAUGUAUUAAGGAAGCAAAGAACUUCUUAAGCAAAUGCAAAGAACUCCAAAACCAGAAAAACAUCCUUGAGGAAGAGAGAAAUCAACUCAGUAAUGGAAACCAACAUUCAAUACAGAUACUGUAUGUCACAAAACAUGACUUUUACAUUAGGAACCAGAAAGUAAAAGAAGAGAUGAGUGCUGUUACCUGUGAAAGAGAGAGGCUUGGUAUAAUCCUAAAGUUCUUGCAAAGGGAAUGCUUCAAGUUAAAAGAAACAAAUAAAAAGCUUAAGAUAGAAAUAUCCCAGGGGUUUACAAAAGAAAAUAGUUCCCUAGAGACUGAAAGCUUUCAGGAGCCUGAAAGCCUUCAAGAGCUUGAAAGAAAUCAGACUGAAAUGCAAGAAAUAAAAGAAAACACAGCAAAAUCUGAACUGGAAACUCAUCUUCAGUUAAUGCAAACACAUCUUCGAUUAAUGCAAAUAUAUCUUUGGCUAGUGCUAACACUGGAAGCAAAAAAACUUAACCUUUAAAUGCCCUGCAGGAAUGUUAUACUAAACAGAUGCUGCAGAAGGACUUUUAAGAAACUCCAGUCAGGUAAAGCUCCUGCAGAAAAGAAAUCAACGGCUGAAAUCGGAAAUGCAAAAGCAGAUAUUGAUCUUUUAAAGUCUAACUUGACCAGUGCAAAAGGAGAAUGCAAGAGGUUAUCAACAGCACUAACAAAUGUCACGGAGGAAAAUCAGUUACUUAAGAAGGAAAUGUGGGAAUAUAGACAAGACAUUUCCAUAUAUGAAAGUCACAUUAGAAAACUGACUGAAGAAUGCUUACUAUUAGAAAAUCUCCUGUGGAUUACUGAAAAUGAGAGAUGUAUUACACCUUGAAUUCCACCAUUUGCAUAAGGAUUAUAUUUACCUCGGAUGCCAAGCUACAGCUCUAGUCUGUGGGCAAAGGAAACCUGGUUACCAGGUACCGUGGUACUGCUACCAUGCAAUAUAACUGGUACUCUGAAUAUUACAUUAGAAUUUGUACAGAAAUCUCUGUUCUAAGUAUAAAGCCUUGGAAUAUGAUUCACAAUGUAUGAGCUUUAUUUUGCAAUAUCGUAUUAGCUGAAUUUCUUUUCCAGGUAAUACCUGAUAAUCUGCAACAGUUUAUUGCUUCAAAUAAAUGGUAGUAAACCAUUUUCUUUUGUAAAACAUUUACAAUUCUGAUGUCCAGUCAUUUCCAUGUUUUUGUAAUGUUCUAAAAAGAACUGCCUGUUUUGUUGAUACUUGGCUGACUUUCACACAUUCACAAAAGCAGAUCUUUACACUCUCUAUGUAGUAUAAAGAAAUUUAAUGGAACUGUGACAGUUUAUAGGAGAUAGAAUUCAGUCCCUAGGAUUUCAGAGUCAGAAGGGAAUCUUAACAACCUUCUAGCUGAACAGCUUAGUACAUGCCACAACAUUUCACUGGUUAUUUCUGCAAGAACCCCUAAAUUAAGUUUAAACUAUGUUUACGUAUGUUUUAGAUGACAUCUCAUUCUGGUCUAUGUUUAACCAACACAAGGUACCCUUUAUCUCUUU
Falco peregrinus (peregrine falcon) is the source of this 2594-nucleotide messenger RNA. RefSeq names its product coiled-coil domain containing 110 (gene CCDC110). Lineage: Eukaryota; Metazoa; Chordata; Aves; Falconiformes; Falconidae. The record is from RefSeq and is a predicted model, not a curated record.